CAGAUUAGUCGACUGCGAAUAGGAGGUUCCUCCGUUGUCCGGUCUAAACAGAUGAGUAAUUCCAUAGUAAUUUUGUAAUUUUGAUAAAUUCUAAGAUGACGGACAUACCAACUUGUCCGCCAACGUUAAAAGCCAUCCAGCACUAUCUAAAAAUAGCCCAAGAACAUGCAUCUCGGGAUCCGGUCGUUGCUUAUUGGUGUCAACUUCAUGCUCUGCAAAGUGCUUUGGGUAUAGAUCGAAAGUCAGAUGAGAGUAAAGCCUUUCUUGUGAAGAUGAUGGAUCGUCUGGAGGUAAUGAAGAAAGAAUUCAAAGACAAUGAAGCUAUUACCAAUGAAGUCGCUGCUCAGGCUCAUCUCGAAAAUUAUGCUUUAAAGCUCUUUAUAUGGGCAGAUAGUCAGGAUAGGGCUUCAAACUUUGGAAAGAAUGUGGUGAAAGCAUUUUAUACGUCAGGCAUGUUGUUUGAUGUUUUGACAACUUUUGGAGAGCUGUCAGAGGAAAUUCAGCAAAAUCGCAAAUAUGCUAAGUGGAAGGCCGCUUACAUUCAUAACUGUCUUAAAAAUGGAGAAACCCCUGUAGCAGGGCCAAUGCAAAUGGAAGGAGAUGAGGGAGAAGAAAGUGGAAAUGAUACCACUGGAGGUUCAGAAAUCUCAGGUAGUGAUCAGAAGUCUAUAAGUGAUUUGCCCACUGUUCCAUCGCCAUCCAGUCCAGGAUCUAGUAAUGCUGUGGAUGAUUUUGGACUUCCUCAAGUCCCUCCAAGGUUACCUGACAAUCCACCAACACCAACAAAUCCAGUGCUUCCUUCUCCUGAUUUUGGAUUCAACUUACCAUCAACCCCGGCACCUCAACCCUCAUUACCACCAGCUCAACCUGUUGUUCCAUCUCCCAGGCCGUCCCUGCCACCAGGUGAUAUGUCAUGGAAGCCUAGUGGCUCAGGUGGAGUGCUUUUGACUCCGGAACAAAUGACUAAAGCACAAAAAUAUUGUAAAUUUGCUGGCAGUGCUCUAUCCUAUGAUGAUGUCCCUACAGCAUUACAAAAUUUGGAAAAGGCAAUGCACUUAUUGAAAACUGGAGUGGACCCACGAUAAGUAUACCACCAUGGUCUUUUAACUUAAACAUGACCUUUUCUGUUUGCUUGGAACAAGUGUAGCAUGAUAACUGCUGCAGAAUUUAUUUACUUUUUACCAUUUAUGUGCUAUAAAAGUCUAAUUGUUUCAAAAUUUUAAAGUAUUUUCGGGGUAGUUAUUGAAUUUAAUUCUUUGUUAGCUUUAGUAAAAGUAAACUGAUGUAAAGUGAUGAGACAGUAAUUUUUGUUGGUAGUAUGUAUACUGAAAAGUGAUCACCAUCUUAAAGAAUAAAUGGCACAGCUCUUUAAUAUUAUUUUAAUAACUGCAUUGACUUAUACUGUCCAAGUUAACAAUCAAGUGUUUAUUUUUGCCAAAUGUUAUUUUGUGUUACUUAGCAAAUUACUAUAAAUUACUUAACCUGGAAAUCAAUCAA
Frankliniella occidentalis (western flower thrips) is the source of this 1497-nucleotide messenger RNA. It is a transcript of the gene Vta1, whose product is annotated as vacuolar protein sorting-associated protein VTA1 homolog. NCBI's taxonomy places the organism in Eukaryota, Metazoa, Arthropoda, Insecta, Thysanoptera, Thripidae. The transcript has 5 exons. The coding region runs from base 96 to 1085 and encodes 329 amino acids. Gene Ontology annotation, cellular component: multivesicular body. Gene Ontology annotation, biological process: late endosome to vacuole transport via multivesicular body sorting pathway. The record is from RefSeq and is a predicted model, not a curated record.